Molecule: messenger RNA, 1222 nt
Organism: Dentiscutata heterogama
Lineage: Eukaryota; Fungi; Glomeromycota; Glomeromycetes; Diversisporales; Gigasporaceae
Source: the annotation of a GenBank genome assembly
AAUCUAACUCCACUAGCUAAUCCAGAAAUAGAAUUUCUCGAAGCAUUGGAAUUAUUUGAUUCUCCAGAAAUUGCUGAGACUAUUUUAUCACCAGAAGCUGAAAGAGAAUAUCUUGAAGCAUUAGAAAUAUUAAAACCUAUUCUGCAAUUUCAUCAAAAUGAUAUUAUUAGCUCCGGAUGUGAAUUAUUAAAUGAUUAUUAUCAAGUUGAGAUAGGAAAAGAAAGUAUAUAUGCACAAGACCCUAUUAAUACUCUUGGGGAAAAAUGGAUCGAACAACAAAUUAUCAAGAGGAAUGAUCCCAAAACAGGAGAACCAGCUCAACAUUAUUUUUUAAUCCAAGGAAGAGAUGGGUUAGGAAAAUUAGCUGGAUAUACAACUAAGCACAAAGAUAAGUUAUAUGUUUGUGAUUAUUAUGUAAGCCACCAAACUCAUAAUUCUAAGAUUGAUGCUCAACACAUAGAAGAUUCAGAUGCAGAAACUCUUUCUAUCCAAAUUGAAAAGAAUCAAGGAUCGAAAACAAUAGCGAUCCAAGAGCAUAAAGUUAUAGGAUUUGAUUAUAUAAUUAAAUGUAGUGAUGGCAAGACUAAAGUACCAGUAAAAAUCAGAGGAGAUGAUCCUGCUGGAGAUGUAAGGAUAAGAAAGAAUGAUGAAGAAAAUUUAAUUAGAAUUAAAAAUGAAUUAAAAGGCCUUUAUCAAGCUCAUAGAAGAGAUCCUCUUGGAGUAGAUAUAGGAAUAAUGUACUGUCUUGCAAAUACAAUUUAUUGCAGACUUCGAUGGCCUGGAGAACCAAUGAAAAAAUUAACUACCCAAGAAGAAAAAAUUCAUAAUUCAGCUAAAAAAUGUUAUAUAUAUGAAAAGCCAUUUGGAAAAGAAGAUAAUCUUAAAAAAGUUCAAGAUCAUGACCACAUUACAGGAAACUAUAGAGGACCAGCCCAUAGUAUUUGUAAUUUUCAAUUACGAAUCAAACCGAAACAGUUUGAAUUACCAAUUCAUUUCCAUAAUUUAGGUAAAUUUGAUGCCUAUCUUAUUUCUCAAGCUAUAGGUCUCGAUAUUGAAAAUCAAAGAUAUAUGGAUUCAUUACAACUUAUGCCUGGAUCUCUUGAUUCUCAUAUAUCUAAUUUAGGAGCUGAACUAUAUAAAGAAGAAGUAGAUAAAGAUGAAAAUUCUUUAAACUUACUAUAUAAAACUCCUGAAAAUAUUAAGAUUUCUAAAGAAGAAAUGA